This is a messenger RNA of Odontomachus brunneus, 1459 nucleotides long. RefSeq lists its product as uncharacterized. The transcript is spliced from 4 exons. The record is from RefSeq and is a predicted model, not a curated record. Lineage: Eukaryota; Metazoa; Arthropoda; Insecta; Hymenoptera; Formicidae. Bases 197 to 643 code for a protein of 148 amino acids.
UGAGGGCGAGUCCAUUUACGUCAGCCACGACAACGACAUCAACGAAUUCCUCGAAGUAUCAGGCAUUGCGCAAAACUUAUUAUUCACACUGCGGACCGUUAGUCACCACAUCGUCACAACCGGUCUUCCGGUUGCCGAACGUCCGCGUCGAUUGCCUCCAGACAAAUUAAAUGCCGCAAAAAGGGAAUUCAAACGCAUGAGAGAAUUGGAAUGGUGCAGACCAUGCAGUAGCCCGUGGGCCAGUCCUAUCCACAUGGUCCAAAAGAAAACAGGCGAAUGGAAGAUCUGUGAUUUAUCCAAAGCAUAUAACCAAAUUCCCAUAACCAGCGAGGAUGUACCAAAGACGGCCGUGAUUAUUCCAUUUGGAUUAUUUGAGUUUACGGUAAUGACGUUUGGACUCUAUAACGCGGCGCAAACCUUUCAGAGCGCAAGAAUUACGGAUCGAACAAUACGGCAAAAAUAUGUCUGGCCACACAUGCAUAGAGAUAUAACCAAGUGGGCGAAAAACUGCAUAGUGUGCCAACUGUCUAAGACGUCGCGCCAUGUAAAACUCUUACCUAUCGACUUCACAGCACCUGACGGACGCUUCGAUCACGUUCAUAUGGAUUUAAUCGGCCCUCUACCACCAUAUAAUGGUUUUUGAUACCGUCUAACAAUUGUAAACCGUUUUUCUAGGUGGCCUGAAACUCCCAAUUUCGGACGUGUCCGCCAAAACAGUCACACGCGCGUUUUACGAUCACUGGGUAGCGCGAUACAGAGCUCCCAAGAUAUUAACUACCGAUCAAGGUAAACAAUUCGAAAGCUAGAUAUUCGACGCGCUUCUAAAAUUGACCGGUUGUAAAAGAAUACGCACGACGGCGUAUCACCCCGCAACAAACGGGUUAGUCAAAUGCUGGCAUCGUACAUUAAAAGCAGCGUUAACAUGCAAUAACUCCCCUAACUAGGUUAAUAUGAUUUCCAUAGUCCUAUUAGGAUUACGUACUCAAGUUAGGCUUGGUAUUGGCGCGUCACCAGCCGAAUUUUUAUUUGGGACCAUGUUAAGAGUUCCCAGCGAAUUUGUAACAAAUAACGAUUUUAUCCCAGACCCGCAAAUUUUUAUGGAAGACUUCCGUACAUUCAAGUGUGAAUGUAAACCAGUACCUGUUACCCAUAAGUACAAAAAACGCGCGUUCUACUUUAAGGAUUUGGCUACGCGUACAUAUGUAUAUGUACACAUAUUUGCACGCCAAGAAACAUAUACAUUUUAGUCCCGACACCAAGCGUUACUAAUAUAUAUUAAUAUAAAUUAUAACGUUAAGUAUUAUUCUUUUAUAUGCAAAAACGUACAGUAUUAUUAAUAUUAUUAUUAAUAAUAAUAUCAAAUAAUAUAAAAAAUGUCAUUGAUUGAAAUCGAUUUAGUACAUGGAACAUGGCCAGUUAUUAGAGGAUGAAGAGUCCUCAAAGUUAACUUCAGAUGCUG